AUGGCCGUCUCCAAUGAUUCAUGGAUUCGGCGGCACGAUCUGACAUGGUCCAAAAUGGUGUUCUAUUUGUUCUUUUGGGGAGCCCAUUUUGGACUCUUUGGCGUAGGAUGGUACUUGCAAGCAACGAAUGCAAAGCUAGCUGGUCUAAACGUCCUGACGUAUUCCGUUUGGAUCUCAAGAGGUGCAGGCCUUACCCUCUCGGUGGAUGCAACCUUGAUUCUACUUCCGAUGUGCCGGAAUAUCGUGCGAUGGCUCAGACCUCAGAUCCGAUGGCUGCCGCUCGACGAGUCUGCCUGGUUCCACCGUCAGGUCGCCUAUGCAUUGCUGGUGUUCACUGCCAUUCAUACCGCUGCCCACUAUGUCAACUUCUACAACAUCGAAAAAAACCAUAUUCGACCCGAACUGGCGGUGGAAAUUCACUUCGCUCGCGCCGGUGGUGUUACAGGCCACGUCAUGCUCCUCUGUAUGAUGCUCAUGUACACGACGGCACACGCUCGCAUUCGACAGCAGGCAUUCGAGACAUUCUGGUAUGCUCACCAUUUAUUCAUUCCAUUCAUGCUGGCCCUCUAUACACACGCCACUGGAUGCUUUGUGCGAGAUACCGUCAGUCCUUAUUCGCCGUUUGCCGGAAAACCCUUCUGGGACCAUUGUUUAGGCUAUGAAGGUUGGAGAUGGGAGCUGGUGGCGGGCGGCCUUUACCUGCUCGAGCGACUCUACCGCGAGAUUCGAUCUCGACGGGAGACUGUGAUCACGAAGGUGAUCCGCCAUCCCUACGCUGCCAUGGAAAUACAAUUCCACAAACCCAGCAUGAAAUACAAAGCCGGACAGUGGCUCUUCCUUCAAGUGCCAGAUGUGUCCAAUACACAAUGGCACCCUUUCACCAUCACCUCGUGUCCCUUUGAUCCGUACAUCAGCGUCCACGUCCGCCAAGUAGGCGACUUCACGCGUGCACUCGGUGAUGCUCUCGGAUGUGGACCGGCACAGGCUGCGGAUUUAGAAGGCCUAGACCCGCUGGGCAUGUACGAAGUGGCCCUACAGAACGGACAGAUGAUGCCCAAACUCCGCAUCGAUGGACCGUACGGAGCACCGGCUGAGGAUGUCUUCGAGAACGAAAUCGCCGUGUUGAUCGGCACCGGCAUCGGCGUGACGCCCUGGGCCUCCAUCCUUAAAAAUAUCUGGCACCUGCGCUCAAGCCCGAACCCGCCACGCCGUCUGCGCCGUGUCGAGUUCAUCUGGGUCUGCAAGGACACGUCGUCCUUUGAAUGGUUCCAGGCUCUUCUCUCCUCCCUCGAGGCCCAGUCCGCCAACACAGCCGCCCACGAGGGUAGUACCGAGUUCCUACGCAUCCACACCUACCUUACACAACGUCUUGACGAUGACACUGCCGCCAAUAUCUAUCUAAACUCCGUCGGCCAGGCCCUCGAUCCGCUGACGGAAUUGCGCAGCCGGACAAACUUCGGCCGCCCAGACUUCAAGCGUCUUUUCACGGCCAUGCGUCUCGGCUUACACAAUCAAAAAUACAUUUCGGGUCUUCAGAAUACACCCACCACCGAGAUCGGAGUGUAUUUCUGUGGUCCGAAUACUGCUGCCAGACAGAUUAACGAUGCAGCCAAGUCUUCAUCGACUAAGAAUGUCCGGUUCAAGUUCUGGAAGGAGCACUUCUAG
Messenger RNA from Penicillium lagena, 1665 nucleotides. Its product is annotated as putative NADPH oxidase (NoxA). Lineage: Eukaryota; Fungi; Ascomycota; Eurotiomycetes; Eurotiales; Aspergillaceae. The coding region runs from base 1 to 1665 and encodes 554 amino acids. Gene Ontology annotation, molecular function: superoxide-generating NAD(P)H oxidase activity. The transcript is spliced from 4 exons. Gene Ontology annotation, biological process: superoxide anion generation; defense response. The record is from RefSeq and is a predicted model, not a curated record. Gene Ontology annotation, cellular component: plasma membrane; NADPH oxidase complex.